AGAAAGGGUGUGUGUCGGUUCACGUUUUGGUGACAGAGGCUAAGACACAUUUCAUUAUUAGCUUCAUUUCAAGAUUUAAAUUCUCAUUAGAAUGGAUAAAUCUUCUGACUUGACUUUCUGUGUAGACUGUGUGAUUUUGGAUGUCGAAGGAACCACAACUUCCAUCAAAUUUGUUAAGGACGAAUUGUUCCCUUUCGCGGCAUCGCAUGUGAAACGCCAUCUGCAGGACAACUGGCAAAUCCGGGAGACGAGAGACGAUGCAAACGCAGUGCUGCGACAGGCGGAAGAAGAUAGUGGGGAGAAUCUUGCUGAUGUAGGAAACGACAACCAGGAUUGCGUGAUUGAUCGAGUGGUGAAGCUGGUGCAGGAUAUGAUUGCUCAGGACAGGAAAGUGCCAUGUUUGAAGAACUUGCAGGGAAAAAUAUGGAAGAAAGGAUACGAAGAUGGACGACUCAAGGGACACGUAUACGCGGACGUGCCGACAUGCCUGAAGCAGUGGAGGGAGGAUGUGGGAGUACAAGUUUACAUCUAUUCGUCGGGCAGCGUGGCAGCACAAAAACUACUAUUUGCACAUACCGAGUACGGUGAUCUCACCCAGUUCCUGAAUGGUCACUUCGACACAGCUGUGGGCCCCAAGACGGCAUCUGAAAGUUACGUCAAAAUCGCCACGUCGCUCGCGACUCCAGCCGACAAGAUCCUCUUCCUCACCGACAUCGUGGCAGAGGCUCGUGCUGCACUAGCUGCGGGCAUGCGUGUGGUGCUUGCCAGUAGACCUGGCAACGCUCCUGUCGAGCUCAGCGACGGCGAACACUUCCCGACUGUGUCGUCUUUUGCUGACAUCGUCCUGGUGAAGUCUAGAGAGUAGACUUUUCUAGUAGUCUUACCUUCAGUUCAGUCUUUUGCUGACAUCGUCCUGGAGAAGUCUACAGAGUAAACUUCCUCUAGUAGUCUUACCUUCAGUGCCGUCUUUUGCUGACAUCGUCCUAGUGAAGAAGUCUACAACCUAGACUUUUCUAGGAGUCUUUCUUACCUUCAGUGUCGUCUUUUGCUGACAUCGUCCUAGUGAAGAAGUC
Messenger RNA from Hyalella azteca, 1073 nucleotides. RefSeq names its product enolase-phosphatase E1. NCBI's taxonomy places the organism in Eukaryota, Metazoa, Arthropoda, Malacostraca, Amphipoda, Hyalellidae. The transcript has 7 exons. Gene Ontology annotation, molecular function: acireductone synthase activity; magnesium ion binding. The record is from RefSeq and is a predicted model, not a curated record. Bases 92 to 865 code for a protein of 257 amino acids.